Messenger RNA from Sesamum indicum (sesame), 3999 nucleotides. RefSeq names its product AGC (cAMP-dependent, cGMP-dependent and protein kinase C) kinase family protein (gene IRE). The record is from RefSeq and is a predicted model, not a curated record. Gene Ontology annotation, biological process: intracellular signal transduction; peptidyl-serine phosphorylation. Gene Ontology annotation, molecular function: protein serine/threonine kinase activity; ATP binding. NCBI's taxonomy places the organism in Eukaryota, Viridiplantae, Streptophyta, Magnoliopsida, Lamiales, Pedaliaceae.
UCCCCACCCCCCUGUUCCUCCCGAGAAUUCAAGAUCCGAAUAUCUUAAUCCAAAUUUUCUGCUCCCAAGUACCCAAAUUCCGUUCGCUGAAUGCACUAGAAACGCAAAUGCAAUCCAGAUGAGAAGAAAUCCGCAAUGUCUAGACUCCGCCCCGAUUCCGCCAAUCCGCCGCCGGAGGAGUCGCUCUCCGAUGACAAAAACUCAUCGGCGGCGUCCAUCAUCAAGCUCCGGAAAAUCCCUCCGAUUCCGACGAGGCAGAGGGCCAAUGUCGACGAGAGUGAGGGUUUUGAUUUAGGGAGCGGCGACCCGAAUAUCAUCGAGCCCUCGACCCUGGGCCUCAAUCAAAUCAGGACGCGUUCAGGGCCGUUGCCUCUCAAGACGUCUAGUUCCCUCGGAACUUCUCAUAAUUUUCAUAAUUUUGAGAGUCAAGCAAAAGAAGGUAGAAGGGGCCAUUUGAAUCAUCAUUCAAAAUCGCUGAGAGUUCUUUCACCCAGUAGGUCGGGGCCAGAGGGUUAUAAUGCAGCUUUAGCCAAGGAAAUGCAAUCUCCACGUUUCCAGGCUAUUCUGCGUUUAACCAGUGGCCGAAAAAAAAGAGUACCAGACAUUAAGAGCUUUUCUCAUGAACUUGAUUCCAAAGGUGUCCGACCACUUCCAUUUUGGAAAUCUCGCGCCAUUGGUCGCAUGGAAGAAAUUAUGGUAAUGGUACGCUCGAAAUUUGACAAAUUGAAGGAUGAAGUUAAUGCUGACUUAGGCAUCUUUGCUGGAGAUUUGGUGAGUGUACUUGAGAAGACUUCAGAUUCUCAUCCAGAUUGGAAGGAGUGUUUAGAAGAUUUGUUGGUAAUAGCUAGACUGUGCGCAAAGAUGUCUCCUAAUGAGUUUUGGGCAAAAUGUGAAGGCAUUGUACAAAGUUUAGAUGAUCGACGUCAAGAGUUGCCUAUGGGCACACUCAAGCAAGUGCAUACCCGCCUCUUAUUUAUCCUCACUCGUUGCACUCGGCUUGUUCAGUUCCAAAAGGAAAGUGGUUAUGAAGAAGAUCAUAUACUGGCUUCACACCAGCUUAGCGAUCUUGGAGUAUACCCAGAGCGGACUUUUGUGUCAUCCCUGGGUGCAACGGAAGGUGUUGACAGGCAAACUUAUAUUGUCCAAGAACCAGAAAAAAGCAGCCUGGUUAACAAACAAAACCAUGCAACUGAAGAGGGUGACACUGCAAAAAGUGUUGCUUCCUCUGCAGGAAGUUUUAGGAUGUCAUCUUGGAAGAAACUUCCAUCUGCAGCUGAAAAAAAUAAAAAAAGCCACGACUCUGGUGACACUCCUAAGGAUAAAUCUCAGAAGUUGCGGCAGGAGAAAGAAGUAGAGAGUCCUGAGAAUAUAGAAACUCCCAUCUGUCAGGCAGAACAUGCUGCAGAACCCUUGAAAACAGAAAGAGUAACAUGGGGAGUUUGGGAUCAACACCAUAUGGCAUAUGAGGAUUCAUUGAUCUGUAGAAUAUGUGAAGUCGAAAUACCAAUAGUCCAUGUAGAGCAGCACUCAAGAAUUUGUACAGUUGCUGACAGAUGCGAUUUAAAAGGUUUAACUGUAAAUGAACGGCUUGAAAGAGUUGCUGAAACUCUUGAAAAAAUACUUGAAUCUUGGACCCCAAAAAGCUCAGACACGGGGGUAAGAAGUCCUGAAGUCGUGAGAGUGUCUGCAUCAAGUGCACAAGAGGACUUGGGCGAGUUGUCACCAAAAGGAAACAAUUUGUCUUACCGAUGUUCUGAAGACAUGAUGGACUGUGUUAAUGUGGCUGAUAACUCUUUUCUUGUGGAUGAACUUCACAGUUCACUGAAUGUAUCAUGUCCAUCACGAGCUCCACCAGCUGAUCAAAGUAAGAAAGAAUCAUCAGCUGGGAGCUUGACCCCUCGUUCACCUUUAAUAACCCCACGAAUGACCCAGAUAGAGCUUCUGCUGAGUGGACGCAAAACAUUAUCUGAAUUUGAAAGUUAUCAGCAGAUACAUAAGCUGCUGGAUAUUGCUCGAUCUGUAGUAAAUGUUAACAGGACUGAUUACAGUACAUUGGAGUAUAUGAUUGAUCAGCUGGAUAACCUCAAGUAUGCCAUUCAUGAUAGAAAGGUGGAUGCUCUUGUUGUUGAGACAUUUGGGAGGCGCAUUGAGAAACUAAUACAGGAAAAAUAUGUAUUUCUAUGUGAUCAGAUUGAUGAUGAAAAGGCAGACUUACUAAAUAAUGUGGCUGAUGAAGAUACUUCGGUGGAGGAAGAUACAGUUCGCAGUUUGCGUGCAAGCCCUAUUAAUCCAUGUACGAAAGAUCGAACAUCCAUUGAAGAUUUUGAAAUAAUUAAGCCUAUAAGCAGAGGUGCUUUUGGACGAGUUUUUUUGGCUAGGAAAAGGGCAACUGGUGACUUAUUUGCAAUAAAGGUUUUGAAGAAAGCUGAUAUGAUUCGCAAAAAUGCAGUGGAAAGUAUCUUAGCUGAACGUGAUAUCCUAAUAUCAGUUCGUAAUCCUUUUGUGGUCAGAUUUUUCUAUUCUUUAUGGAGUACUUAAAUGGAGGAGAUCUUUUCUCUUUGCUGAGAAAUCUAGGCUGCUUGGAGGAAGAUAUGGCACGUGUUUAUAUAGCAGAAGUUGUACUUGCUUUAGAGUACCUGCACUCCUUAAAUGUCAUUCAUAGAGACUUGAAGCCAGAUAAUCUGCUGAUAGGUCCUGAUGGUCACAUCAAGUUGACAGAUUUUGGGCUCUCCAAAGUUGGUCUUAUAAAUAGCACCGAUGACUUAUCGGGUCCAUCUGCUUUUCUUGGAGUCGAUAAACCAAAAGCGACAGUAAACUCAUCUGUGAAAAGAGAACAGAGGAAAAAACAUUCUGUAGUUGGCACCCCGGACUAUUUGGCACCUGAGAUACUUCUCGGCAUGGGACAUGGUGCAACAGCUGAUUGGUGGUCAGUGGGUGUCAUCCUCUUUGAGCUGCUAGUUGGUAUUCCGCCUUUUAACGCAGAACAUCCACAGCAAAUUUUCAACAAUAUUAUAAACAGAGACAUACCCUGGCCCAAGAUACCAGAAGAAAUGAGCUAUGAAGCAUCUGAUCUAAUUAACAAGUUGCUGAUUGAAAAUCCAGUUCAGAGAUUAGGUGCCACUGGAGCUGGAGAGGUUAAACGACAUUCCUUUUUCAAAGAUAUUAAUUGGGACACUCUUGCGAGGCAGAAGGCAGCAUUCAUACCUUCAGUUGAUGCGCAUGAUACGAGUUAUUUUAUGAGCCGAUAUAUCUGGAACCUUGAAGAGGAAAAUAGAGGUAGUGAUGUAGAUGACAUGACUGACACAGGCAGUGCAUCCUGCAGCAGCAGUUCAUACAGCAACUUACAGGACGAAGAUGGGGAUGAAUGUGGACAUUUAGCAGAUUUCGUUGCGCCCUCCCUUGACAUGAAUUACUCUUUCAGUAAUUUCUCAUUUAAGAACUUGUCGCAGCUAGCUUCCAUUAAUUAUGAUUUGGUUACGAAGAAAUCAAAUACAGGCUGAAGAACCAUCUAUUCCAUAACACAGUAUGUCACUUUAUAAGCUGAAGACCUGUUUUGGCAGCCAGCCCCAGAAACUCCUGUUGUAAUUGCCUCAAGGAUAGUUGAGAUGCCAAAAUGAACUUGGUUGCCUGCUCACUGAGAUUACGCGAGCCAUAUAGUGUAAGAGCUACACAAUCCUAAAACGAAGAAUGGACUGUUGCAGCAAACAAGCCUUGAUCCUCCCUGUGCAUGUGAGAAGGUGGAUGCUCAUACUUUAUACACUGCAUAAAUCUUACUUUAAACCCCCCCACCACCCAGCCUCCUUGUAUAUACGGUAUUUUUUUGGUAGACGUGUUUUUAAUGAUAAACUCCACAAUUUGGACUUAGGUCCUUUUUAUUUCUUUGGAGCAGUUGGAAUUCCUUUGUGUUCAUAUUAUUCAUGUAAAAGAUGAAUAAGGCAGUUUAUAUGGGAUGAAUCUAUUGAAAUCCUCAUACUUGUGAUUUGUCAUUGGGAUAAUUAU